This is a messenger RNA of Otolemur garnettii (small-eared galago), 1819 nucleotides long. It is a transcript of the gene ZDHHC1, whose product is annotated as zinc finger DHHC-type containing 1. Gene Ontology annotation, molecular function: protein-cysteine S-palmitoyltransferase activity. The record is from RefSeq and is a predicted model, not a curated record. Gene Ontology annotation, cellular component: endoplasmic reticulum; Golgi apparatus. The coding region runs from base 192 to 1634 and encodes 480 amino acids. NCBI's taxonomy places the organism in Eukaryota, Metazoa, Chordata, Mammalia, Primates, Galagidae. The transcript has 12 exons. Gene Ontology annotation, biological process: protein targeting to membrane; peptidyl-L-cysteine S-palmitoylation.
CUCCGGGGCGCGUUUCCGCCUGGUCCCGAGGACCGUCUCUGCUGCGAGGGUCUGAAGCUCAGCUGUUCGGGGAGGGUGGGUGGCCAGGCACGAGGGCUGAACUGCUGGCUGACCUUGGCAGGGCUGAUCUGGCACGGCCGCCGCGACGCGCAGAUGUUUUCAAGUCAGCAAAUGUUUACUGAGCAUCUACUAUGUACAAGAUGACCAUCUGCAACAAGCCCUCCAACAAGACGGCCCCUGAGAAGAGUGUGUGGACAGCGGCUGAGCAGGCCAGCAGACCCUCCCCGGAACUACAGGGCCAGCGAUCCCGCCGCAACGGGUGGAGCUGGCCUCCUCACCCCCUGCAGAUCGUGGCCUGGCUGCUGUACCUCUUCUUUGCUGUGAUCGGCUUUGGGAUCCUUGUUCCCCUACUGCCUCACCACUGGGUGCCUGCUGGCUACGCUUGCAUGGGCGCCAUCUUUGCUGGCCACCUCGUGGUGCACCUGACCGCCGUCUCCAUUGAUCCAGCAGAUGCCAACGUCCGGGACAAGAGCUAUGCGGGCCCCUUGCCCAUCUUUAACCGCAGCCAACAUGCACACGUCAUUGAGGACCUGCAUUGCAAUUUGUGCGACGUGGAUGUGAGUGCCCGCUCCAAGCACUGCAGUGCCUGCAACAAGUGCGUGUGCGGCUUCGAUCACCACUGCAAGUGGCUCAACAACUGUGUGGGCGAGAGGAACUACCGGCUCUUUCUACAGAGUGUAGCAUCUGCUUUACUGGGUGUCCUGCUCCUGGUGCUGGUGGCCACUUAUGUCUUUGUGGAGUUCUUUGUCAACCCUAUGCGGCUGCGCACCAACCGACACUUUGAAGUCCUGAAGAAUCACACAGAUGUGUGGUUUGUGUUCCUGCCUGCUGCCCCUGUGGAGACCCAGGCUCCUGCCAUCCUGGCCCUGGCUGCUCUUCUCAUCCUUCUGGGCCUGCUCUCCACAGCCCUGCUUGGCCACCUGCUCUGCUUCCACAUUUAUCUCAUUUGGCACAAGCUCACCACCUAUGAGUACAUCGUGCAGCACCGCCCACCACAGGAGGCAAAGGGGGCCCACAGGGAGCUCGAGUCAUGUCCCCCCAAGAUGCGGUCCAUUCAGGAGACAGAGUUCUACAUGCGGACCUUCAGCCACGUGCAUGCACCACCCCCAGGCUGGGCCAGGCCAGCAUCAGUGAAUGCCAAUCCCUCCAGCCUUCUUGUUACCAGCGGCCAAGUGGAACGUCCACCGUCCUCCUCCCCAGACACUGUCGCUCUGCCUCCGGGGAUCCGACCCCAGAAAAAGAGUACGUGUCGCGUGUAUAAGAUUCCGAAGGCUGAGAUUCUGCGGGAGCCCAGGACCCCAGUCUGCAGCUCCAGCUCGUCAUCGACUGAUUCCGAGGGCGCCAGCCCGGUGCACGCCGCUGGCCCCGCGGGCGCUUACCAUUCGGCGUCAGCCGAGUCCAUGGACGUGAUUCCCGUGGCGCAGACGCGCCUGGGCAGCGCGGCGCUGGCUGUCCCAGGGGGCAGGGGUCGGGAGCCCGGGCUGGCGCUGCAGGCGCGUGCGCCCGCUGUUUUCGUGAGCCGGAGCAGCGGCGAGCCCGGAGCGCCGGGCGGCCGGGAGGCCCGCCUGGCUUAGCUGGGCCAAGGAACUGAAGGGCCGAGGAGGAGCGGCCGGCCCGACUCUAUGCAACAUCCCACCCUUGCCGCACCGAGUGCACUUUAGGGGCCCCCACGGCCGGCGGGAUCGGCCUCUUUUCCCCCACGACUUAGCAAUACCCGCCCACCUGACCAUGAUGCUCCAAUAAACUUUUUUAUGCUUUU